This is a messenger RNA of Pterocles gutturalis (yellow-throated sandgrouse), 939 nucleotides long. Its product is annotated as exostosin-1c-like. The transcript has a single exon. The record is from RefSeq and is a predicted model, not a curated record. Bases 1 to 939 code for a protein of 312 amino acids. Lineage: Eukaryota; Metazoa; Chordata; Aves; Pterocliformes; Pteroclidae. Gene Ontology annotation, molecular function: acetylglucosaminyltransferase activity; glucuronosyltransferase activity. Gene Ontology annotation, cellular component: Golgi apparatus.
AUGCAGACCAGGAAGAAAUUCAUUUUCCUGACUUUCCUCGCCUCGUGGCUCCUGCUUUUCUUCUUUGGAGGAGACCAGCUGCGCCGUUUUGUUUUCUUUUCCGGGAGAAAAGCCGAAUCCCGGAGGAACUGGCCUCGCUGGACGGAUCGGUCCCUCCUGAAAAGCUUCGUGGCCCCGGAGGAGCUGCAGAGUGAUGAGGAUCCUGCGUUGCCGUCGCCCCGGGAGCGGCGGGCGGCGUGGCUGACAGUCUACAAGAACAGCAGAUGCCGGAUGGAAACCUGCUUUGAUUUCUCCAGGUGCGAGAAACACGGUUUCAAAGUCUUCACCUACCCCCGGGAGAGGGACCAACCCCUCUCGGAGAGUUAUGGAAAAAUCCUCACCUCCAUCGAACGCUCUCGUUACUACACCCCCAACCCCGAGGAAGCUUGCCUCUUCAUCCUCAGCAUCGACACGCUGGACCGCGACCAUCUCUCUGGUCAAUACGUCCGUAACGUCGAUGAGAAAAUCCGCAGCUUCCCGCUGUGGAACGGAGGCAGGAACCAUCUCAUCUUCAACCUCUACUCGGGCACUUGGCCCAACUACACCGAGGAGCUGGGUUUCGACAUCGGCCACGCCAUCCUGGCCAAAGCCAGCUUCUACACCCAGACCUUCAGGCCGGGCUUCGACAUCUCCAUCCCUCUUUUCCCCAAGGACCACCCGCAGCGCGGUGGGGAGAAGGGAUGGUUGUAUCAGGACUCCAUCCCCCCGAAAAAAAAAUAUUUAUUGGUGUUCAAAGGGAAGCGGUACCUGACCGGCAUCGGGUCCGGCACCAGGAACGCGCUGCACCACAUCCACAAUGGGCACGACAUCGUCUCGCUCACCACCUGCAAGCACGGCAAGGACUGGGAGAAGCACAAGGACACGCGCUGCGACCGGGAUAACGUCGACUACGAAAAGUGA